Molecule: messenger RNA, 2929 nt
Organism: Gymnodraco acuticeps
Lineage: Eukaryota; Metazoa; Chordata; Actinopteri; Perciformes; Bathydraconidae
Gene: slco2a1
Product: solute carrier organic anion transporter family, member 2A1
Exons: 14
Coding region: 100-1962 (620 amino acids)
Biological process (GO): sodium-independent organic anion transport; prostaglandin transport; transmembrane transport
Cellular component (GO): membrane
Molecular function (GO): prostaglandin transmembrane transporter activity; protein binding
Source: RefSeq, a predicted model, not a curated record
UUUCAAAACAAUUGCGCAUGGAGAGAGAGUAAUUACAUCACCAGCAGCAGUCAUAAGAAGCAGUCAGUGAGCGCGAGCACACAGACCGAGAGCGCGACCAUGGACAAAGUCUGCCCCAAACACACGAAGAAGAGGCUGAGCCGCAGCAUUAAGAUGUUCGUCCUGUGCCAUGGCCUCCUGCAGCUGUCCCAGCUGCUGUACAGCGCCUACUUCAAGAGCACCAUCAGCACCAUCGAGAGACGCUACGGCCUCAGCAGCUACUCCUCAGGAACCAUUUCCUCCCUGCACGAGAUCAGUAACAGUGUGCUCAUCGUGUUCGUGAGCUACUUUGGAAAUCGGGUCCACCGUCCUCGCUUGAUUGGAAUCGGAGGAUUUCUGAUGGCUGUCAGCGCCUUGAUGCUGACCUUACCUCACUUCGUAGCCCAGCCCUACGAAUACGACUCUGUUCUACACAAUCGCCAUGACAUUUGUAACCUGCAGAGGAACUCCAGUGAAGAGUCCUGUGGCCGGGACGAGACCCGGCGCCUGGCCGACUCCAACAAGCUGUGGCUGCUGAUGGCCGGCGCCCAGCUGCUGUUCGGGGUGGGCUCCGUACCCAUCCAGCCCUUUGGGAUCUCCUACAUCGAUGACUUCGCCGGGCCCGGAAACUCCCCUCUUUACAUAGCAAUCCUGUUCGCAGUGUCUGUGUUCGGGCCUGCCAUUGGCUACCUGCUGGGCUCCGUCAUGCUGCGGAUCUAUGUGGACGUGGACAAGACUGGCUUUGGAGUAGAGCAGGAGCUGAGGCAGACGGACCCCCGCUGGGUGGGAGCCUGGUGGCUGGGCCUGCUCAUCGCCGCCGGCUUCCUCUUCCUCACCUCCAUCCCCUACUUCUUCUUCCCCCGGAGAAUGCCUUCAGAGGAUCAAGGGAUGAGAAGUGAAACUGACCUGAAUGAUGACUUCAAGAAGCCAGAUGUCUCUUUACUUGAUUUCCUGAAAAUGUUUCCCAGGAUGUUUGUGCACCUGCUGUUGAGCCCUCUCUUCCUGAUGCUGGUCCUGGCUCAGUGCUGCUUCUCCUCAGUGAUCGCAGGGCUCGCUACGUUCCUCAAUAAGUUUCUGGAGCGGCAGUACAGCGCCUCCCUCGCCUACAGCAGCCUGCUCGUAGGUGCUGUGAAUCUGCCUGCUGUAGCCGUGGGGAUGUUGAUGGGCGGGGUCAUCAUGAAGAGGGCGGGACUCUCUCUGAAGACCAUCCCUCGCUUCUCUGUUGCCAUGCUGACCACAUCCACCCUCCUCUUUGUGCCGCUCUUCUUCAUGGGCUGUCCCACACAGAACGUUUCAGAGGUCAACCAUUUCCAGAACGCACAGUACGGGUCUCUAGCUCUGUGCUACUCCAACUGCUCUUGCCCUGCCAGCGCCUUCAACCCCGUGUGUGGCUCUGACGGUGUGGAGUAUAUCUCUCCUUGCCAUGCCGGCUGCACCAACUUCACCAAAGACCCCAACAACACCCACAGGGUUCAGCUGUACACCAGCUGCAGGUGUAUCUCUGGGGGCCAGAGCGCCCGCCCUGCCCCCUGUCCCAACAACUGCCCACAUUUGCUGCUCCCCGUCAUUCUGGUCAUCUCUCUGGCAUCGCUGAUCGCCUGCCUCACUCACAACCCCAUGUACAUGAUGGUGCUCAGAUGUGUUUCCUCUGAAGAGAAGUCAUUUGCUAUAGGAAUUCAGUUUCUACUCAUGAGAGUAUUAGCCUGGCUCCCUGCCCCUGCUCUCUUCGGGACUGCCAUUGACACGUCGUGUAUCUGGUGGAAGCGUGUGUGUGGAAGGAAGUUUAGCUGUGGUUACUAUGACAACAACAUCUUGAGGAACCGGUACUUGGGCUUACAGGUGGGUUAUAAGGUGAUGGGGAUCUUGCUGCUGAUGAUGCUGGGCUGGAAGGCGAAGAGGACUCAGGAGUACAGUCUGGAGAAGAGGCCUGACGGACCCCUGUGACCCUGUGAGCGUCCCUGUGGACCCCCGCCUCUGUCUCUAACAGCUCUGCAGCAGUGUGACAUGUUGAGGAACAAUGUGCAGAGCAGAGCUGCGUCAGGAGAGCCACAGCCCACACAGACCUGCACUGACCUCCACUCCUGUAGCCCCCCCCCCACCUGCUGCUUCACUGGGUGGAGUUGAUGUCAGAUCUAUCCAAAAGGGAAAACGUAUAAUGUUUUCAGAUGCUUUAGAUCAGAGGUUCUCAAAUGUUUUUCAGCCAGAGUAGUAAAAGGAAAGAGAAUAUAAAGGGACCCCGUCAUGUACGUACUUUUAAGACAAUUUGACGUAGCCUAUUCUUUUAAGUUUUAGUUAUUGGAAAAAAUUACACGAGAAAUAUAUAAGAAAGAUACGAGACAUAUAUUAAAAAUAUAUACAGCAUGUUCAACAAUGCAUUGACAUACAUUCAAUAAGCUGCAAGUGUGUACCUAAACACAUUAUCAGAAGAGAAAAAGGAACAUUUGCAGUUCAGGACAUCAAAUAUUUUGUUAGAAAAUGAUUAAUUGAAUGAAUCUGAAAACCUUUACCACAAUGCCACAGAUCACUUCUUUAAAGUUCCUGAUUGGAAAUACUCUGACAAUCUGACCCACUUAUUUCCAGUUCAGAGAGGUCAGCUGCUCACCUGUACCUCAGUAUAUUGUACAUGCAUCUGAGGCAGUGCAGAGUUAACCACAGAUAGAUCAUAUUAUUCCUGAAAGGUAGAAUCUAUUCAAGUUUCUAUUUCCAAUGGGAACAUAUUGUGUAACUAAUGAACUUUAUUAGCUUAAUAUUUAAGUUUAUUUUUGUAUAGAUGUUUGUCUCAUACAUUGAGACAUAUGUGUACUGCAAUACUCAUUUGAUAUAUGAUCAUAUACACUUUAUUUUAAAUGCAAUGCCAAUGAAUUUUCAAAUAUCAUGACAUACACUGUUUAUUAAAAAAAAAUACCUCACA